AUGAGCACUACUUCCAAUUUGCGAUACGAUGAGAUCCCCAAAAAAUACAUAGACCCAUUAGCUCCAAAGGACAAGAGUGAAGGGCUGAGGGUGAAUGGUAAGGACUGGAAAAUCAAAAAAGAUGCAUUUAGAGUGAAAACCUUGGGGGUGGCAAAGAGAAACUCAUUUAAAGAGAGAGAAUUAAAGAAGCUACAAGAGCAGCAAUACAAAGAAAGAUUGAAGGAGUUGCAGGAAGAGAAGGAGUCGGCAAGGAAACAGAAAAUCGCUGACUUGAAGCGCAGGCGGGAAAUCAAGGCUGAGAAGGAAAGAUACGAGAGGAUGGCUGCAAAGAUGCAUGCUAAGAAGGUAGAGAGAAUGAAGAAAAGGGAAAAGAGAAACAAGUUAUUAAAGGAACGCUGA
Molecule: messenger RNA, 399 nt
Organism: Lodderomyces elongisporus
Lineage: Eukaryota; Fungi; Ascomycota; Pichiomycetes; Serinales; Debaryomycetaceae
Exons: 1
Coding region: 1-399 (132 amino acids)
Source: RefSeq, a predicted model, not a curated record